This is a messenger RNA of Blepharisma stoltei, 1041 nucleotides long. NCBI's taxonomy places the organism in Eukaryota, Ciliophora, Heterotrichea, Heterotrichida, Blepharismidae. The record is from the annotation of a GenBank genome assembly.
AUGAAUACAAAUCUGAUGAUACAUGAAAAGCGAAAUUGUGCAUCCCCUCACUCUCCCUCCUUUAGCAAACAAAUCCACAGGAAAAUCCCAAUUUUUUGGAAAAUUAACACUCUUCAAGAGCGAACAAAAAAAACAUUUUUAAUAUAAAAUAAUAAAUAUUAUAACGAAAUCUCAAAAUAGCCCUAUCAAAAUUUAAUCAGCUGUAUUUUAUAACAAAAUUGUAAAUAAAUUAGAUUCUUUACUAAAAAUUUGCUAAUAUAGAUAUUUUUUAAAAAAAAUUGCAAUAACUUUUUUUAUGAGAAAGUGAAAAUAUUUUGCUUGAUCAUCAAGGGGAUUCAGCAUUUUUUUCCUCAAAAUCCGUCAUCUCUUAAACAUACAUUUUCUCAACUAUCCUUGGCUAAGUCUCACAAAGCUCACAAGGACAAUUUAAUAAGAAGGUAUAAUUCCAUCAUUGGAAAAUUAUCAUCCAAAUCCAAGUCUUACCUACUCAAAUCCAACCAGCCCAGCAAUUUAGGCAAAGAAUACAGGUCCAAAACCCUAACCCAGCGAAUUAAAUCAAAAUUUGAAGACCCGACAGGGUCAACUAAAGACCCCUGCUGAGAAAUUAGUUCUAUUGAAAAUGAAAUGUCCCACGAUUUUAUUUUAGAAAACGAGCUAGAAAUCGAGCUGAAUGAAAAAAAGACAUCAAAACAUAUAAACAGCUUAUGAUCUCCUAUUGCUUCUAAAAGCAAAUUCCAAGAGUUUAACAAAAAACGAGCAAGAAUUGUUUCAGGGAUCCAGGAGGCUAUGAAUGACGAAAAAUAUUCAAGGGGGAAAAAAUUCAGUCUUCAGUAUGACACUUUGCAGUCUAUUAAAUCGCCAAUAAGGCAAAAUAGAGAGGGUGAUAGAUGAAAUGUGGAUUUUUAUAAGUCUACGAAUUUUAGGGCAUCGCCUGUAAGAAUAAGAAAGCUUUUAACCUAUCAGAGUAUAAAGGAUCCUGUUUUUAAAAGUACUGCAUUUUCUUCGGACUAUUGUGCAAGUCCUAAAGUAACUCAAAGAUAA